Molecule: messenger RNA, 738 nt
Organism: Chaetomium globosum CBS 148.51
Lineage: Eukaryota; Fungi; Ascomycota; Sordariomycetes; Sordariales; Chaetomiaceae
Exons: 1
Coding region: 1-738 (245 amino acids)
Molecular function (GO): protein binding
Source: RefSeq, a predicted model, not a curated record
AUGAACCCGAACUCUUUAACUAACCGCAACCCCAGGAUCGACCCCUCCAUCCGCCUGCGCCGGGCAAUCCACUCCAACGAUGCGCUGCUCGCCCGGCGCAUCCUCAAAUCCCACCCCCACCUCCUCCACAACCCAGACCUCUCACUCACGGGCAACGCAAGCUCCAACCUCCACCUGGCCGCAUCGCUCGGCCACCUGCCCAUCUGCAAGCUGCUCCUCGAGCUGGGCCACGAGGCUGACACCCCCGCGCUCAACGACGACCACCAGACGGCGCUGAUGCUGGCCGCCGCCGCCGGCCACACCGAGGUCGUACACCUACUCAGCGAGCACGACCCGGCCUCCAUCCUGCGUCAGGACGCCCGCGGCCGCGACGCCAUCAUGGAGGCCAGCCUGCACGGCCACGACACGCUGGUGCAGAUCCUACUGACGUACGCUCCGGGGGGCGCGGCGGCCGCCCUCGCGCAGGCCGACGUCGACGGGAACACGGCGCUGCACUUUGCCAGCAGCAACGGCAACCUGCUCGUGCUCCGCACGCUGCUGGCCGCGGGCGCCGACGCCGGUAGGAUGAACGCCUGGAGUUGGACCGCCGAGGCUUACAGCGCCACCGUGCAGGCAGAGGUCUAUCUCAAGACGCUGGUCGGGGAGGUUGAGCGCCGGAAGCAGGCGAGGAGGGAGGGCGAGGCGGCGGCCAAGACGGGCGGGGCGGUGAGGCUGGUGGGGCAGGAGGUGGGGGAUUGA